Molecule: messenger RNA, 900 nt
Organism: Cucumis sativus (cucumber)
Lineage: Eukaryota; Viridiplantae; Streptophyta; Magnoliopsida; Cucurbitales; Cucurbitaceae
Product: xylogen-like protein 11
Exons: 3
Coding region: 143-685 (180 amino acids)
Source: RefSeq, a predicted model, not a curated record
AAAGAGUCCUUCAAUGGCGGUAGCCGGUAGCUGCUCCCAUUAAUUUCCCUCACCUUCCCAUCUCUAUUUCAUCACUUCAAUUCCACCGCCCCUCCUUCAAAACCAACUAAAAUUAAACCAAAACACCUUCACAUCGCGAGCAAUGGCGGCGGGAGGACCCUGGAUCUUGGCUGUGGCAGUACUAGUGAUUAUGGCGAUUGAGGGGAUUUCAGGGCAGGCGCCGGCGCCGGGACCGGGGGCGGUGGGAGAAGUGGAUUGCUUUACGACGCUGCUGGGCAUGUCGGAUUGUUUACCGUACGUGACGACGGGGAGUAAUGAUACGAAGCCGAAUAAGCAAUGUUGCUCGGAAUUGGCAGGGCUGGUGGAGAAUAGCCCUAAAUGCCUUUGUGAGCUGCUUAGUGAUCCAGAUAAAGUUGGAUUCACCAUUGAUGUUGAUAGAGCUAUGAAGCUUCCUACUCAAUGCCAUGUCUCCACUCCUUCCAUUUCUCUAUGCUCUCUUUUGGGAUAUCCAGUGGGAUCAUCGAAUAGUCCAGCACCAUCACCAGGUGUUCAACCACCGGAUGCAGGAGGCUCUAGCACCACCGACACCCCAGGAAACAGCGGGAAUAGGGCUUCGAGCAUCGACCACCUUCGUCUUGCAUUUCCACUUGGCUUGGCCUUAGCAUUCAUUCCUGCACUUUUCUAACCUUUGAUUAUCUAUAAAAUUGUUUGCCUAUUCUUCUGUCUUUCCUUUUCAGUUUAGAAGUCAUUGUAUUUGUAUUUUAUUGUAUUGUACUGUACUGAGAUAUUUUCAUGAUUGUUAGGCCAAUAAAAUGUUAGCUUCUAUUGAACUAUUUUGUUGAAAGUGAAACCACCUGCCCUACAACUUCUAAGGGAAAUGUUUGUUUCUGUUGUGGUAAA